This is a messenger RNA of Choloepus didactylus (southern two-toed sloth), 2355 nucleotides long. It is a transcript of the gene PLAU, whose product is annotated as plasminogen activator, urokinase. The coding region runs from base 113 to 1417 and encodes 434 amino acids. The record is from RefSeq and is a predicted model, not a curated record. Gene Ontology annotation, molecular function: serine-type endopeptidase activity. Lineage: Eukaryota; Metazoa; Chordata; Mammalia; Pilosa; Megalonychidae. Gene Ontology annotation, biological process: regulation of cell adhesion mediated by integrin; plasminogen activation; fibrinolysis. The transcript has 11 exons.
GACCCGGUGUCUCAGAGCCCGGCCGAGUGUCCACCUCUCCCCAGCCUUCCCGGCCCCGCGUCCCUCCGGCCGCUGCCGCCGAGCCGCUGCCUAGAGCCCCAACCUCGCCAUCAUGAGGGUCCUACUGGCGUGCCUGCUCCUCUGCGCCCUUGUCGUGAGCGGCUCCGAAGGCAGCCACGGACUGCAUCCAGCAUCUGGUGCAUUGAACUGUGGCUGUCUGAAUGGAGGAACAUGUGUGUCCUACAAGUACUUCUCCAACAUUCAACGAUGCAACUGCCCAAAGAAAUUCCAAGGGGAACACUGUGAGAUAGAUGCAUCAAAAACCUGCUAUCAGGGGAAUGGUCACUCUUACCGAGGGAAGGCCAAUGUCGACAUCAUGGGCCGGCCCUGCCUGAACUGGAACUCCUCCCCUGUCCUGAAGAAGAAGUACAAUGCCAGCAUGCCUGACGCCAUUCACCUGGGCCUCGGGAAACACAAUUACUGCAGGAACCCUGACAAUCAGAGGAAGCCCUGGUGCUAUGUGCAGGUUGGCCUAAAACAGCUCAUCCAAGAGUGUAUGGUGGAUGACUGCUCUCCUGGAAAAAGACCCUCCCUUCCUCCAGGAAAACCAGACUUUCAGUGUGGCCAGAAGGCUCUAAAGCCCCGCUUUAAGAUUAUUGGGGGAGAGUUCAUCACCAUCGAGAACCAGCCCUGGUUUGCAGCCAUCUAUAGGAGGCACCGGGGAGGCUCGGUUACCUACGUGUGUGGCGGCAGCCUCAUCGGUCCUUGCUGGGUCGUCAGUGCCACACACUGCUUCAUUAAUCACCAAAAGAAGGAGGACUACAUUGUCUACUUGGGUCGGUCAAUGCUUAAUUCCAACACGCCUGGGGAGAUGAAGUUUGAGGUGGAAGAGCUGAUCUUACAUGAGAACUACAGUGCUGAGACACUUGCUCAUCACAAUGAUAUUGCUUUACUGAAGAUCCGUUCCAACAUGGGCCAGUGUGCACAGCCAUCCCGGUCCAUACAGACUGUCUGCCUGCCCAUGCCAUAUAAUGAUGUUCAUUUUGGUGCAAGCUGUGAGAUCACUGGCUUCGGUAGAGAGAAUCCCACGGACUAUUUAUACCCAGAGAAGCUGAAAAUGACUGUUGUAGAGCUGAUUUCCUACCAGGAGUGUCAGCAGCCCCACUACUAUGGCUCUGAAGUCACCACCAAAAUGCUGUGCGCUGCUGACCCACAGUGGAAAACGGAUUCCUGCAAGGGAGACUCAGGCGGACCCCUGGUCUGCUCCAGUCAAGGCCGCCAUACUCUGACCGGCAUUGUGAGCUGGGGCGAAGGAUGUGCCUUGAAGAACAAACCGGGCGUCUACACAAGGGUCUCACAAUUCCUGCCCUGGAUCCACGCUCACACUGGGGAAGAGGAGAACAGCCUAGGCCUUUGAGGGCCAUUAGGGAGCCUGGGAGGAAAUGGGUACCACCUACUCCCACUCUGACUGUCAUUUUUGCAGUGGGGCCAUCUCCACCAGAUACAAGGAAGAGUCUGGAGGAAGAUAGGCUCUGCAGAGAUGUUUGUUGCUUGUGCUGCCCACCAGGGUGAGCGACAAUAGCUUUACCCUCAGAUAUGGGCCUGGGUGUUGGCCGCCCAGACCCCCCUGGCUGGCCAGGGUGGGAGGGUCGUCCCAACUGAGGAGAAUAUUGUUCAGUAGUUUGUCUUUUUCCAGACUAAAACUUCCUGGAGUUAAAAAUGGCAUCUCCUGUGCAUGGUCAGAAGGAGAGAUGGCUCCUCUGACCAUGGGCAUUCAUGAGGCACCCUGUUGGGAAAUGAACAGUUUCCCAAUUAGGAAGUGUAGCAGAGCUGAGGUCUCUUGAGGGAGGUUGACCAAUGUGGGAACAGAGGUCUGGGGAGUAGAGGCACUACUGAAUCGAGGGAAGGGCCCUGGCAUUCUAUGAAUGUCUCAGGAAAUAUUAUAUAUGUGUGUGUAUGUUUGAGCACUUGUGCAUGGGCUGUAAGUGUCGGCCUGAGUGAGUAGUAGCUGAUGUGUUUCUGUGUCUGGCUGCAAGUCUAGCUAUUUCCCUAAACUGUGUGGACUGUCUGGAGAGGUUGUGGUCACUCCCAGGCCUCUUAAGUCUCCCAUGUGAUGAUGCCUGGGAAUCUAUCAGACCGGGGCAUGGCCUGUGACCAGCGCUAAUAUCUCAGUUUCACUUUCACAUAGAUGUCCCUUUUCCCUUCUGACCUUCCAGCCCAGUUCAUCCAAUCCUCACUGGGUGGGGUGAGGACCACUCCUGUACACUGAAUAUUUAAUAAUUAUAUUCUGCUAUUUUUAUUUAUAUCUAUUUUUAUAAUUUUGAAUAAAGAUCAAUAAAAUGUGAUUUUUCUGAA